Molecule: messenger RNA, 303 nt
Organism: Microthlaspi erraticum
Lineage: Eukaryota; Viridiplantae; Streptophyta; Magnoliopsida; Brassicales; Brassicaceae
Source: the annotation of a GenBank genome assembly
AUGUUGUUGUGGUCAUCUCAAAUUGAGGGAAAGCCAUGUGACAGUUCAGGCAUCGAAGUUUUGAUUGGUUGUCUAAAAUCUAUUGGCAAGGAGUUCACCCCUCCUCCGACACCAGCCGAAGGUUGUUGCUUUGGUCUCCGAUACAUUGGGAUGAAAUGUGUCUGCGAAGUCAUCACAAAGGAAACCGAAGCCACCAUUGAUAUGCAAAAGCUCGUUAAUCUGGCCGCUUAUUGUGGACGCCCUCUUGCUCCUCAUACGCAAUGUGGAAGUUACCUAGUUCCCGGUGGCACUAUGAUAAAUUAG